AUGUGGCGGCUGGGCGCGGCCUGGGCGCGGCCCGCGGCGCUGCGCGGGGCCCGGCGCGGCCUCAGGAGCGGCGCGGCGGCGGGGAGCUGCUCGGCGGGCGGCCUGGCGCUGCGGGGGCGGCCCGGGCCGGGCGGGAGCGGCGGCUAUAAGCGUCUGAUAAAAGAAGAUGAUAAAAAGACCGUGAUAUGCAUCGAGGGGAACAUUGCAAGUGGAAAAACAACGUGCCUGGAUUAUUUUGCACAGACGACCAGUAUCGAGGUCUUGACAGAACCGGUGAAUAAAUGGAGGAACGUUCGUGGUCAUAAUAUCUUGGGCUUAAUGUACCAGGAUGCUUCAAGAUGGGGGAUAACCUUACAGACUUACGUACAGCUUACAAUGUUGGAGCAACAUACCAGACCAAUGAUUUCUCCAGUAAGAAUGAUGGAGAGAUCGAUUCACAGUGCAAAAUACAUUUUUGUAGAAAAUUUGUAUAGAAGUGGGAAGAUGCCAGAGGUGGAUUAUGUUGUCCUGUCUGAAUGGUUUGACUGGAUCCAGAACAACACCGAUGUUUCAGUUGAUUUGAUAGUUUACCUGCAGACAUCUCCUGAAGUUUGUUAUGAGAGAUUAAAGAGAAGAUGUAGAGAAGAGGAGAAAAUCAUUCCUUUGGAAUAUUUAGAAGCUAUUCAUCAGCUCUAUGAAGAGUGGCUCAUUAAGCAUACCCUAUUUAAAGUCUCCUGCCCAGUGCUUGUUAUUGGAGCUGACCACGACAUGCAGAAAAUGAUAGAAAAGUAUGAAGAAAACCGGGACCAAAUACUAAACCCAUAUAAUAUGCAACAGCAUUUAUAGAAGACUGUUGUGGUUAUGUUUUUUUUUUUAUGAAGUCUGAUUCAGGGACAAUUUUGAAUAUUUGUAAUACUUAUGAAUUUAAUGGUUUCUGCUUUAGAAUUACGCCUUGUAGGAUGUGAAUUUCUCACUACGAAAUGUCCAGGAACAAGUCACAAACAGAAUAUGAGGUAAUUCCAUUCCAAGUUUUUAGGUUCCCCAUCCACUUUACUGCGUCAGUUAAAAUGUGUCUUUCUCUCAUUUCCAUUUUGCUGCUGUUUCCUAUAAAAUAACCUUUUUCUUUUCCCCCAUGACAAUUCUGUUUUUGUAAUGUAAAGGAAUAGUUCCGUGCAAGAGGUGGGAUGUCCUGUUGUGCAUCAUGUUCAAGUAGCUUUGUUAAACAGCUCUGGUUAUGUCAAAACAGGGGGCGUGGGGGUUCUUUCUGUAAUCCUGCCUGCCGUGGUACAUUUCACUGAACUCUCUUCUGCUUUACAUGACGUCACAAUACAGCUGUAGUUCUGAAGGUAACUAUGCAUUAGCAUAGUCCGUGGAAUUCAGAGGCGAAAGGGUAGUUAAAUAGUCUUUGAAACUGAUUGCACAGUGGUUCUGAGGGUUUUUCUAGGCCAGGUUUUUUAAAGGGGCUUAUUUCUCUCAUUUUCAUGAAAUUGCCUUCUCAUAGCUGAGUUGAGGUCUAGUGAAAAUACGGCGUUUGGAACUCUGCACUUCCUUUCAAAUUGUGAUAUAAAUACUAAAAAUAAUUGAUUUCUUAAGUGCUCUGGAUUCUUAAAUAUUUGAGUUGAUCUUUUUUUAUUAUUUAUUAUAAUGACAUAUAUGAACAGUUCUUUGGGUGUACACCUUGAUCACUUUAUUGUGGCUUGGGAAAUAGAGAAAUGUAAUGGGUGUUUAAUUCUUGUGGUUAUUUGCUUAAGUGUUGAGUUGCUUUUCAUUUCUGCUUUACCCUCUUAAAUGUUGUCUUCCAUUGCUUACUGCCUAAACAUCUGUAACUUAUUGACAAUAAUUUUCAGUUACUUGGCUUUUUCAUGUGUUACUUGACUAUGAACACUCCACUUCUUUUAUUUUGUGGUUUUAUGGUACCUGUAUAUACCUGAAGAUAGCUGUAGCUGAAAUGACUGCAGCUUUUUCCAAGUCAGGAGAUGCAGUUCAUUUCUUCCAGUGGGAUUUUUAUUUAUUUAUUUUUUAAAUCAGUGCAACUUAGUAAUGACCGAUGCACGGAGUGUUUCCAAGUGAGUACUAAAUAAGUGUGCUGAAGCUUGUGAACCCAGUUCUGUUCUUCUGUUUUAAAGCUUUUAAAUUCUAGCUUAAAAGUAAGAUUUUAUGUGUUAAAUAAUUAUCAUACUGAAGCUUAUUUGUUCAGGAAUAGUGAUCAUUCUGGAGACAUUCUGGUAAACUUUCAAAGUUCUUUUUGUCUCUUAGAGAAGAAAAAUCCUCUCUAGAAAUAGCUCUGUAAGUUUCAGUCAUCUGCAGAUUGUUAAUUGCAGUUUGAGUUGCAGAAGCCAGUGGUAUGUGUUCUGCACACUAGCCUGGCAGUCCGGAGAAGAGCCACUUAGUAGUUCUGUACGGAAAAUGCUUGUAAUUUAGUACCUCGCAAAAGUGACCGUGGUGAGUCAGUUAGCCUUUGUGGUACUGUUUCCCCAUACCUCGAGAGCCUGGAACAGUGCGUAAACCAUUUAAGACAAAAUGAUUCUUUGCCAUUUAAGCUCCUCCAGUUUUUUUCUGGUUUCCUGAGCCAUAGGUUUCACUUUGUGUUCAGUGGCCCACGAUGGAAUUUUCUUCUGGAAACUUGUCACUUUAUGAGCAUUUUGACAUAAUAUCCUGUCACAGUGAGUUCCGCAUCUAAACUGCAACCUGUGUGAGAACUGAUUCUCUGUUCUGUAUUGCAUACCUAAUCUGGAUGGAUAUCUUUUCCGGACUUUACCAUUUAGUUUAUUCUGAUGGAGGUGUCCUAGCAGUCAGUAACAUCUGGGAGCAGUGCGGAAACUGACUUGAAGAGACAGUCUGGCAAAAAUUAAAAUGUUAAACAUUUGCAUUUUCUUCAUCUGCCUUUUGUGUGCUCUCUUCUGGCAUGAGAAGGAUGUUUAAAUCUUACUUAUUUGAUUAAACAUUUUGGAGGUGAACGUCCAAAACUGUAGGUCCUAAGAAGCUUUGAUGAUAAUUGUGUUCACUGGUGUAAUUAGCAUGCAGAACUACUGCCAGCACCAGGAACUAAUCCAACAUCUCUUUCUCAGUGCUCUUCCUCCUGCAGAGGCUGGGUAUUCUGCCAUCGGUUGCAAUUAAAAUGUUCAGACCCGAAGCUCUCUGAACUCUUGCAAAUAAUGGCUCUCCUAGCAAGUUACCGUCCUGUCUGAGGACUUGGAGAAUUUAGACCUUCCUGUAGAGUAUGGGGGCUGAAGUAAUAACUGUGCGUUUCUAAAGCACAUUAAAGUCAGGUGAGGAUUAUGUUUUUUUACUUUUUGUUCUUUUACAGCAUUUGGUUAAUUGCAGCACUUCCGGGGGCUAACAGUUGCAUGUUUUCAGAAAGUUUAGUCUCAGAACAAACUAGUAGUUCUAAGAUUUAUUCCUACGUAAGAGAAAUGUAAUCUGUCUAGUCCAGAUGCCAUUUAUCUGGUUUUUGUUGUUUGAUUGUUUUGUAACAGAAACUGGCUUAUAAUAAUUUGUUGCCUUAUUUUAGGAUAAGGGUUAACUGUUGUGUAAAUGUACACCUGUAAGAGUGAUCCCUCUGAACACGUACAGAAAGUCAGGCAGGAGAGUAACACAAUAGAGGAGCUCUGGUUUUCACUUGUGUACCAUGCUGCUUAAUUUUAUUUAUUCUUAUGCCGGGGCUUUGAGGUGAACCCUCUGUCUGAUACGUGAUUUAUUUCUCCCUCACAUCUCCCCACAAUAAAUACUGAGCUGUUAGGACUUCUACUGUAAGUAGGCUGCUCUGCACGUGCUGCUGUAUUCUGUUCCAUUCCUGUCCUUACUAUAGGGGGUUUUACUGUUUAAUGCUGUGAAAAGGUAACUUUUAGGAUUUAUCAGCUGUCUCACUUAAGAGAACAGUGCCAAUUAACUUUCACUGGACGGAGCCUUUAGUGGCGAUUGUGGAUUACUGGUUGUAACUCUCCCAGUGUUCAGAUGGAAGUGAAGUUAAAUAAAUAAACGUGAUGUUUUAGAAAUUG
This is a messenger RNA of Numida meleagris (helmeted guineafowl), 3977 nucleotides long. RefSeq names its product thymidine kinase 2, mitochondrial (gene TK2). Gene Ontology annotation, cellular component: cytoplasm; mitochondrion. The coding region runs from base 1 to 825 and encodes 274 amino acids. Gene Ontology annotation, biological process: nucleobase-containing compound metabolic process. Lineage: Eukaryota; Metazoa; Chordata; Aves; Galliformes; Numididae. Gene Ontology annotation, molecular function: deoxynucleoside kinase activity; ATP binding. The record is from RefSeq and is a predicted model, not a curated record. The transcript is spliced from 10 exons.